CGAGAGGUCAAGGUUGGAGUGUUUCUCACUUCCGGUUGAUUUCCACAUGGCAAAAAUAUUGUAAACAUAAGAAAAUUAGACUAAAAAAUGAAUAUUGUGCCUUGUUUAUCGUGGGUGAAGCAAGGUUGGGUGAGCCAGGAACCACGGCGAGUUUUGAUAGAUCGGGAGGAUUUGAAACGAGUUAUUGAAGAAACCAAACACGAACUUGACGAAGAGGAAAAUGCAGAUGAGGACGAUGGAAUGGAAGAUGCUGGAAUCGAAGAUGACAGUAAACUAAAAACAAACAUUGAAGCUGAUGAUGAUGAUGAUGAUUACAUCGCUUCCAAAUAUGGUUUAGAUGAUUAUGAUGAUGAAGAUGAGGAGGAUGUUGAUCCAGCAGGCGGAUUCGACAAAGUUACUGUGUUUGCUAGCAACGAUGACGAUCCGUAUAUAACAGAUAAAAGAGAAGAUCAGAGUGAUGACGAGGAUGCGGAAAUUCAAGUGACAGAUAAUAUCAUAGUUGCUGGACGAGCUCACGAAGAUGCCAGCCAAUUGGAAGUCUUGGUUUAUAACGAAAUGGAACAGUAUCUUUACCUACAUCACGAUUAUCUACUACCGGCCUUCCCCUUGGCUAUAGAAGUGAUGCAAUUUGAUGUUGGUGGGGCAGGUCAAACUGGAUGUUACGCUGCUGUGGGCACGAUGAAACCCACUAUUGAGGUUUGGGAUUUGAAUGUCAUGGAAAGUUUAGAACCAGCCUUCAAGUUAAAAGGUGUCAGCAAGAAGAAUAGAUUGAAAAAGGCAGAGAAUAUGGGUCAUAGAGAUGCUGUGUUAGAUUUAUCAUGGAAUUCAGUUGUUGGAAAUGUUAUAGCAAGUGCCUCAGCAGACUUCACGGCUAAAUUAUGGGAUUUGAAUAAUUUGAAGGUCGUUACUACGUUGUCACACCAUGUUGAAAAGGUUCAAUGUAUAAAAUGGCAUCCUAUGGAAGCCCAGUCUCUGUUAUCAGGCUCUUUUGAUCAGACAGUCAAUGUCUAUGAUUGUAGGAAUCCGGAAAGUGCGUUUAGAAGUUGGAAUUUAAAUGGUGAAGUAGAAAGAGUAGUAUGGGAUCAUUUCUCUCCGAUGCAUUUCUUCGCUUCCACGGACACUGGACAAGUUUUCUACUUCGAUAUCAGACAAGACAAGCCUUUGUACAGUUUUAAACCCCAUGAUAAAGCCGUGGCUGGAAUUUGUUUAAGCAGCCAAAUACCUGGAUUAUUGGUCACGACUUCCGACGAUAAAAAAUUAAAAGUUUGGGACGUUCAGGACAGCAAACCGAACCAUAUUAUAGAGAAAAAUCUGAAAAUUAAUGAAUUGCAUUGUGUAGGGUGUUGUCCUGAGGCACCAUUUGUUUUCGCCAUCGGCGGAGAGAAAGAGGCGAGAGUCUGGGACAUUCGAGAAAGUUUAAAAGUCCGACAGCAUUUUUUGAGUCGUAUGCCAGCCAAAUUAAAAGCUGAGUGUGAAGGAGAUGAAGCAGAUAUAUCAGAGGACUCUGAUUGUGGACCAACUGAUGCGAUGGACACUUU
Messenger RNA from Lottia gigantea (owl limpet), 1538 nucleotides. RefSeq lists its product as hypothetical. The transcript has a single exon. The annotation marks the transcript as partial. NCBI's taxonomy places the organism in Eukaryota, Metazoa, Mollusca, Gastropoda, Lottiidae. Gene Ontology annotation, molecular function: protein binding. Gene Ontology annotation, cellular component: nucleus. Gene Ontology annotation, biological process: rRNA processing. The record is from RefSeq and is a predicted model, not a curated record.